UUGCACCAGACAACGGAGAGAGGAAGAGGCACUUUCGGUACUGCUUUUCGUGAUAGUUCGAUGCUAGCCGGUAACGCUAACAAGUAGUUAUUUUUUAUUGCUCUUGAUAGCUAUUAACUCAAAUUUCAAUUUAGCUACCAAACGAGACAUUGGCUUUGUUAUCCAGCUUGGGCGACUUUUGAUUGUUUACGAUGAGCUUCUUCUUUGGCCCUCGUGGAUCUAAGACUUUCAAGCCCAAGAAGAACAUCCCCGAGGGUUCCCAUCAGUAUGAGCUGCUGAAACAUGCUGAGGCAACGCUGGGCAGUGGAAACCUGAGGCAAGCUGUCAUGCUGCCAGAGGGAGAGGAUCUCAAUGAGUGGAUUGCUGUCAACACGGUGGAUUUUUUUAACCAGAUCAACAUGCUGUAUGGCACCAUCACAGAGUUCUGCACUGAGACCAGCUGCUCUGUGAUGUCUGCUGGACCAAGAUAUGAAUACCACUGGGCUGAUGGCACCAAUAUUAAGAAACCUAUCAAAUGCUCUGCGCCAAAGUACAUUGACUAUCUGAUGACCUGGGUGCAGGAUCAGCUGGACGAUGAGACUCUUUUCCCAUCCAAGAUUGGAGUUCCCUUUCCCAAGAACUUCAUGUCUGUGGCCAAAACCAUCUUAAAGCGCCUUUUCAGAGUUUAUGCUCACAUCUACCAUCAGCAUUUUGACUCUGUCAUGCAGCUGCAGGAAGAGGCUCACCUCAAUACAUCCUUCAAGCAUUUCAUUUUCUUCGUUCAGGAGUUCAACCUCAUUGACCGACGAGAACUUGCCCCUCUGCAGGACUUAAUUGAGAAGCUCGGAUCCAAGGACAGAUAGAUAUAUGAUCACAUUUCUACAUUCAACGUUUGGUUUCUCCCCUUGUCACGCUCUGACUGCUACCUCUUACUUCAUGUCUCAAACUUUAAAAUUUGUGCCUUGUUUUUCAUUUGUCACCAAUUUUUUGUGCUGUACUUUUCCUUUCAUCCCUUGUCUUUUGUUGAGCCAUUUUAAACCAUUUUCAUCACACGAGAUGAGAUAUCUAGUGUGCUUGGAUAUUGUUUCACAAAACUGUGGUUGAAUUUCAUUGGACCAAGAACAUUUGGAAGUUAAGAAAAAAACAUAUUUCCCUCCGCAUGUAAAAGUUGCUGUAUAGUUUGAGCAUUUUCCUUUUUCGUCAUGGAUAAGAAAUUUAGUUUGCUGUUGUGUUAAUUGACUACAAGCCCCAAUCCAAGAUUUUGUUGAACAACUUUUCAGGUUAUGGUGCAGGCGUGCAAUAAUACAGUAUGUGGCUUUACUGCAUUAGCUGGGUUUUGGUCUGUAGCUGCUCAUAUAUCUGAUAUUCAGCUUUUAUAAUAUUUUGUUUUUACAUGUGGGUUCAACUAAUUUAGAACAGACUAUGAUGACAUUUUGCUUAUUAAGAGAGGAGCAUGAGAUCCCCCUGUUGGUGUGCCCCCCCCCCCCCCCCCCAAAAAAAAAAAAACACUCCAAGUGCAUUUCUGUAGUUUCAUGGCAAUUAUAAGAUUGCCUUUUUUUGGCUGAGUUUUUAUUUUAUUUUUUUGCAUAUGAUUGAAUAGUUGAAUUUGUUAGCUUAUGCGCCUGGUAAAGAUUUUUUUUUAAAUUCAGGCAUGUUUUUCAAAAUUAUAGAUGUGAUGCUUUUAAUCUGUUUUGGAAUUGGUUUUAUAGAAAAAACAAAAAUGCAUGUGACUGGGAAAUGCAGUCUUGUGAAUUUGUUUUGCUGUCGUCUUAGUGAAUUAAGUUUUGGGUUAAUUGCACUGGUCAAAAAAAAAUAUUCUUGCAUGGACUUUGAGAACUGAUUUGGGGUAAUUUUGGGGUGCUGAAUCCCAAUCUGAGCUUAGAUUUCCUCUAUCACAUCAUGUUUUUUUGCAAUCGGUAUGUUCCGUAUUGAUGGAUUAUGCAAAGGUUGCUCAUUCACUCACGAGUUUGACACCACUAAUCAUGCACAAAAGCAGCUUCAGAAGCAUAGUUUUGAAACCAGGUUUGCGAAAUGUGAACAAAGAGCCGUAAUAUCAUUUAUGGCGCCAAAUAGGUGUGCAAGACUGCAGGUUUUGCUUCAGUGCUUGAUAGGUGAAAUAUGUUUUCAUAUCUCAAAAAUGUGAUGUGAUUAGCAAAAACUAACACCAGAUUCUGAUUCAGUGCCCCCGAAUUUCCCAGAAUCCAUUGGAAAAACUCCAUGCAAGAGAAAUCAUGUUGACCAGUGUUAUUUGUCUCACUCUGGAUAAUUGUUACUUCACUGUUAGUCACCCCUCACCCCCAAAUUGAGUGCAGAGCUGAAUAAUAGCUAUUUCCCCCAUGCCUAAGAAUGAGUCGUUUGUGUAUAUAUAUCUAUUUUAUAUAUAGAUUUAUUAUUGUUGCAUAUAUAGUUACCAAGUUUUUCCUGUGUUUAAUUCUGGCUAAGACAGCGGGGCUGUGUGCGUGCGUGCGUGUGUGCGUGCGAGCCUGUGAGCAAACAUUUCACAAAGUGAUGCAGGUUGGAUUUUCUUCCCUUACAUUUUGUAAGGUUCAUUUGGCAGGCUUUGAUCAAGAGACUUUGCUUGUCUUGUACUUUAUGCUAGACACAGAAUUCACAUCAGACAAUCAUGGAUAAUGUAAUCAAUCGACAAAACUGGCAAAUUGCAUAAUGCUCUCCAUGAACCAACAAAUGCAACUAAUUACAUUUUCUCAUGUACCAGUUUUUAAGGGAGGGUGUUUUCAUGCAAUACAAAGACACAGUCCCUGUACAAAGCAUACUUUAGCUUUUCAUUGUUGUUAUUUUUUUUGCUAAAAGGUUAAACAUACCAGGCUACUUGACACAGAAAAAACACUUUUAAAAUUUAAAGCAAAAGUGACAACAAAUUGCCACAGCAUAGAUGAAAAUGAAUGUAAAAUAGCAGGCAGAGAUACUCUCAUCCUUUAAUAUGACGCUGCAUCACUUGUGCGGUUGCUGAGCUUGAGAUGAGUGGGAGGGUAGCAUGGGGGUGGGGGGUGCUUUUCCAAGUCAAUUUGAGUCAGGUCACAGUAAUCUUUAUGAAAUGGGAACACUGUGGUACAGUGUGGUAGAUCUUAUUCAAGCAGUACAUCCUUAAAGGUGUUAUGAAUUAUAUUUUACACCUUAAUAAAGUUGUCACAAAGUAUUAUCCAUGAAAAUAUUUAGAUGUUUAAUGGUGUCCUGGCCGAGCCUGAAGCAGCACUCCCUUUGUGGUCUGAGCUUCUUUGUCCUCAAUUUACAUUCUCACUCUUGCCAUGUUUGUAUGUUUAGUGCAAAUAACACAAGAUGGCAAAGACUAUCCAGAAAUACUUGCAAAAAUUACAUUGGGAGGCUAAAAAUGCCUCUGACCAAGAACGUGGUUGGACUCCACAUACAGCUCACGUUUCCCACAUAUAAAGCGUUUACAACUGUUUUGAGUCCAACUGCUGAUCAUUAUGUUCAGUGCCGAGGGUGGAGGAGAGAGGUAUGAAGGCCAAGAAGGGAAGCUUUGUUUGCUUUCUGAAGUCUGGUGUCAGUGUGACAUCCAGUAGCAGAAAAACCAUUCAUACCACAUUUUCUAAAAACUGAGUGUGACUGCAGUAGAAUAGCGAGGGAAGACCUGAAUGACAACUCUGAAGGUGUUUAAACUAUGACUGAAGAUACUGAAUUGUUUGUCACUUCACAAGUCACAGCUUUAGCUGGAGUUAUUGUUUGAAACAAGACAUAAAAUCUACGCUUGAGGUUUCCAGUAGGCACAUGGAAGACUGAAGCUUAGAGUUCAUGUUCUUAUUAACAGCUGUAUUUAAUGCAGAUGGUGUUGUAGAGAUUUGUUGUCACUUUGAGGUGCAAGAGUACCAUAUGUUCCCUCCAUCACAAUAAUCUAUGAAUCAUACUAAGGUUAAUUCUGUUAAAUUUAUUUAUGUAGUGUGCAAGAUUAUAAAAAGUCACCACAAAGCACUUUGGUGACCAUGGUUUGGGGGGGGGGGGGGGGGUGCGGGGGAUAAUUCUAAUUUUGUUAGCGACCUGUUAUGUUGGUGGAGGUAUGUGGAUGUCUUUCCAUAGAUCCAUGAACCUUACAGUAUAUAGACACUGUACCUGGAACCAUGCUAUGUAAAAUAAUGUUUUCGUUCUUCGUGAUUUUUUUUUUUUUUUUUUUGGUUGGUUGGUAAUUAGUCAUAUGCAAAGAAGUCAGGCACAGAUCUGUUGUCAGUUUUACAAGACCACAUUAUUUUGAUAUUUGUGUUUUAUUUCUUUCAAGUCUGUUUUAAAGUGUUUGUAUGGAGUUACAUUUCAUAAAUCAAUUGUAGGCUUUAGUUUUAGAAUUAAUAAGCAACAAGGGCUUUGAAACUUUUUUACCAGGAGAAGAUGUGUCCAAACAUUUGCUGUAAAUAAGAUCAGUGUUUUAUCUGAACAAAACUGUGCCUUACCAAAAAAAAAAAAAAAAAAACUGUUAGAAUAGUAUUGGUAGAUUAAAACCACUGAAAUGACA
This is a messenger RNA of Thalassophryne amazonica, 4459 nucleotides long. RefSeq names its product MOB kinase activator 1A (gene mob1a). Gene Ontology annotation, biological process: positive regulation of protein phosphorylation; hippo signaling. NCBI's taxonomy places the organism in Eukaryota, Metazoa, Chordata, Actinopteri, Batrachoidiformes, Batrachoididae. The transcript is spliced from 6 exons. The coding region runs from base 192 to 842 and encodes 216 amino acids. Gene Ontology annotation, molecular function: protein kinase activator activity. Gene Ontology annotation, cellular component: cytoplasm; nucleus. The record is from RefSeq and is a predicted model, not a curated record.